UAGCGGCAAAGGUUUUACACGUUUGUAAAGUAGCGCGCUUAGAAAUAUUGUCGAAACUGUUAAAGUAAAGUUGUAUAAAUAUUUAACUUUGGUAUUGAAUAUACCAAAAAAGUAAUUCUAUUAUGAUAAAGUAUUUUGAUCAUUUUCAAUAAAAUAAAUAAUUUAAAAUACUUACUCAAGUAAUUAUUUGAUUUUGCGAAAUCGUUUGUGUUUUUUGGGUUUGUUUUGUGUCUGAAAAAUGAGUUUGAGCCGAUUAAGGAGUGUGGUCAAAUGCGAUUUCGUGAAAGUUCGCCCUUCAAGUGCACUGCUUUCGAAAUUGGCACCUUGUGCAGGGCGGGAAGUGAGCACAAGCAGCACGCGAUGUGCUGUUGCACAACAGAAUACAAAACCAGAUUGGAACAGAGCAGUUAGUGAGGCCGAGAAGAUUGUCGGUUACCCAACCUCCUUCCUCAGCCUCCGCUGGGUACUUAGCGAUGAAAUAGCAAACGUUGCCUUACACUUACGAAAACUCGUUGGAAGUAAUCAUCCACUAUUGAAAACAGCCAAGAAUCUUCUUUACAAUGGAAAGAACAACAUGCAAGCUUGGGGACUCAUUGUGUUACUCGUGUCGAAGGCAGCAGGCCACAGCCCUGAAAUACCGGAUAUGGAACAAGACAAAGCGGCUGGGGUUCUACAUAGUCAACGGGCGCUGGCUGAAGUGGCUGAAAUGAUCCGCACGUCUCAUCUCGUGCAUAAGGGUCUGGUCAAUAUGAACGUGAGGCAGGUGUUGGCGGGUGAGCCGGACGACAUGUUAUUUGGGAACAAGAUCGCCUUGCUCAGCGGGGACUACCUACUUGCCAACUCCUGUACGGAGCUAGCGAACCUGAGGAAUCAAGAGCUCGUAGAGCUGAUGUCAUCUGCAGUGCGAGAUCUAGUGGAAGCAGAGUUCCUUGGAGAUCGGGAUCAACAAAAUAAUCCUCUGCCCUCACGACCUCUGCCUGAGGAUCAGAGGACAACAGCUUCGGAAUGGGAUUGCAUCCUGUCGCCGCUGCCCAUGGCGGGCGUGGAGGGCUGCGCGCGGCGCGAGUGGGCCGCGCGGCACGUGCUGGCGGCCGGCGCCCUGCUCGGCAAGAGCUGCUCCGCGGCGCUCAAGCUCGCCGGACACAAGCCCGCGCUGCAGACGCAGGGCUAUCUCUUCGGGUGUCAUUUAGCUUUAGCUUGGCAGGCGUUCUUGGAUCUCGAAGCGUUCACAGGACCCGAGCCAGCUAGCUUCUCGUUAGUUGGCGCUCCCCUAGCUUUCACUUUGGAGGCUCGGCCCGAGUUGUACUCGUACAUAGAGGCCGGCAAGAAGAGCGUACAUGAUGUCGAUUAUCACGCGCUGUACGAGGCGGUGCUGUCGGGCGGCGGCAUCCAGCGCACGCGGCAGCUGCAGCGCGAGCACAGCGGCCGCGCGCGCGAGGUGCUCGACUGCUUCCCGUACGGCGACGCGCGCACCGCGCUCGCCAACAUCAUCGUCGCCAUGAACGCCUAGCGCGGGGCCGGUGCUCGGACAC
Messenger RNA from Vanessa tameamea, 1532 nucleotides. It is a transcript of the gene Pdss2, whose product is annotated as all trans-polyprenyl-diphosphate synthase PDSS2. Gene Ontology annotation, molecular function: prenyltransferase activity. Gene Ontology annotation, cellular component: mitochondrion; transferase complex. Gene Ontology annotation, biological process: isoprenoid biosynthetic process; ubiquinone biosynthetic process. The record is from RefSeq and is a predicted model, not a curated record. The transcript has 7 exons. NCBI's taxonomy places the organism in Eukaryota, Metazoa, Arthropoda, Insecta, Lepidoptera, Nymphalidae. Bases 239 to 1510 code for a protein of 423 amino acids.